Arabis nemorensis is the source of this 666-nucleotide messenger RNA. Lineage: Eukaryota; Viridiplantae; Streptophyta; Magnoliopsida; Brassicales; Brassicaceae. The record is from the annotation of a GenBank genome assembly.
AUGGGUGGUUGCACAAGCAAGCAAGAGAGAAAAAGUAUGAGAAGUGUCAAGGAGACAUCAAAUGAACAAAGCAAUGGAAGAAGACACAAAAGAAGAGAGACGGAUGAGAGAGAGAAAGUAAUGUUUGAUCAACUUAGAGAGGCGGAGAGAGAGUGGAGGAAAGAGAGGAAGAAACUUAGAGAGGAAGUGAAGAGGCUAAGGAAGAAAGUGGAAGAGAGAGAGGAAGCAAAGACAACCACGACAACAGAGGAGAGAGAGUAUUGGAAAUGGGUGGUCGAGGAGAUGUGUGUAGAGAGAGCAGUGAGAGAUGAAGCCGUGGAGAAAUGGAAACAACUCUAUUUAGCUAUCAAGAACGAGCUUGAUCAUCUCAUCAUCCACACAACUUCUUCCUCUGGAGAGGCAAUAAUGCAAAGGAAACUUGAGGAAGAAGAAGAAGAAAUUAAGACAGUUGAAGUAUUGAGAGAUGAAGUUAGAGUUAAGGAAGAUACAAUAGAGAAAUUAAAGGAGAAAAUAGGUUUGAUGGAUAGACAAAAGUAUGAGAAGGAAAGAGAGAUUGAUUUACUGAGACAGAACCAAAUGUGUGGAAUGUACAUAACACUUUUUAGUCAAAUAGUCUUCUGCAACAAGAUGAUAUCUCUCACUCAUCAGAGAAUCUUGAUCCACAAU